GCUGCACUAGCGCGAGCGGGCUGAGCAGUGCGAUAGCUCGAGUUCAGAAACCAUGUGAUAGCUGUGAACGGAUUGUAUAAACAUGUACUAUGAAACCGUCUGAGAUGUUGUAAGCUUGGGCGCCUGCGUGCCCGCGGCAGUUCCGGCCGAUGCGCCCGAUGAGGCGAUGGCAGCGAGGCCCUCGCCAAGGCGCUCGUUCCCACCUUUCUUUCUCUCUUUCCUUGCAUUAGGGGCUUCAGCCACAAGUGCGAGCAGCCAAAAUGGUUUCCGCUCGCAGCAAGAAGAUUGUGAAGGAGCGGGGUCAGGAGCCCGAUGAGUUCGAGGAGCAGGUGGCCCAGGCCCUGUUCGACCUGGAGGCUACCAACGCGGAGCUGAAGGCCGACCUGCGUGACCUCUACAUCACCUCCGCCAAGGAGGUCGAUGUCGCCAACGGCGCUCGCAAGGCGAUCAUCAUCCACGUGCCCUACCGCCUGCUGAAGGCUUUCCACAAGAUUCAGCAGCGCCUGGUGCGCGAGCUGGAGAAGAAGUUCAGCGGCCGCGACGUGGUGAUUGUCGGCAACCGCCGCAUCCUGCCGCCCCCCCGCAACGGCAAGACCGCCUCGCGCCCCCGCAGCCGCACCCUGACCGCGGUGCACGACGCCAUUCUGGACGACCUGGUGUACCCCACGGAGAUCGUGGGCAAGCGCAUCCGCUACCGGCUGGACGGCUCCAAGAUCCUGAAGGUGCACCUGGACCCCAAGGACCGCAACUCCACCGAGUACAAGCUGGAGACCUUCGGCAGCGUGUACAAGCGCCUCACAGGCAAGGACGUGAGCUUCGAGUUCCCGGUCGCCGAGUCCUCGUAAAGCAAGAGAGUGUGCGGGCACUCCCUGUGCUAGUCUUGGUGUAACGUUAUUCUCCGGGAACAUGUGUACUUCCACUGACUGACUGUCAUCAGCUUGUCUCCAAAGAGCCAGCCGCGGCCAGGCCAGCAGGUGCACGGAAGGCUAGUACGGCAGCCGCUGCAGCAUCAUGCAGCGUGAGCCGCUGUAGCAUCAUGCAGCGUGCUGAUCUGCAGUCGCCAAGUCAGUGGAAGGAUUUACAGUGGGGCAGGUAGUGCAAGGAAUUAUGAGCUCCAGUGCUGAGCAGUGUUCACCAUGUGGCCCUGUCGGACUGCGGAGACCGUGCUUACGGCAACGCACAAGCCCACUUCCCUAGGAAGUGACUCACGGUCUGGACGUCUGGUCCCGAGCCUCAAAAUCCUAAUAUCCGCAAUGCGGUACAGAGUUGCAUACCUGUGCAUACGGACAUGCAUUGACGUGCUUGGAAGAACGCAACACAAGCGAACAUGACGACGUGCAUCAGGUUCAUGACCGCUGCUGCGUGAAGAGCUAAGCCGAGUUGUUGGACUUGCGAACGGUACCGUAACACAAAUAUUAUUGGGAACAUGCAAAAUGCACCCUACAGUGCCCACAAGGGAACAGCAGAACCCCUCGUACUGACGGCCGGGGGAGGCGAGGGUGGCUGAGUUGGCUCCCGGCGGCCACGUGCUGCAACCGGCCCUCGGACAGUCGGAU
Messenger RNA from Chlamydomonas reinhardtii, 1556 nucleotides. Its product is annotated as ribosomal protein S7. The record is from RefSeq and is a predicted model, not a curated record. Gene Ontology annotation, cellular component: small-subunit processome; ribosome; cytosolic small ribosomal subunit. The transcript is spliced from 7 exons. NCBI's taxonomy places the organism in Eukaryota, Viridiplantae, Chlorophyta, Chlorophyceae, Chlamydomonadales, Chlamydomonadaceae. Gene Ontology annotation, molecular function: structural constituent of ribosome. The coding region runs from base 261 to 845 and encodes 194 amino acids. Gene Ontology annotation, biological process: translation; ribosomal small subunit biogenesis; rRNA processing.